UAUCCAUGAUUAAUCCCACCAUAAUCCAGUUCCUAAUCCCAUUUUUUCUCCUCAUAAUCGCACAUUCCGCCAAAACCCUAAUCACAGACCACCACAAAUUAGUAUACACACAAUGCUCAAACCAUACCUCACCAAAUCCCUCUCACGUUUUGUUACUCCCAAAUCUAUUUCAAGAACUCAUCACACACUCUUCCAAAGCCGCCUUCUUCAAAACCAUCGUCGGAGAUGAGAAAACCGCGAUUUCGGGUUUGUUUCAAUGCAGAAAAGAUCUCAGCUCGGAUGAAUGCAGAAACUGCGUGAUCACAUCUUCCGACCUGUCGGAAAAUUUGUGCGGCAAAAUUUUACCGGCAAGAAUCCAGCUCCGCGGCUGCUACGUUCGGUACGAGGGGGAGGAAGACGGGGCUGAGCCCGAGACCGAUGCGGGCCCGGAGCAAAUCCUUCACCGGGCUUGCAGCAAGAGGAAGAUCAAGAGAGAUAAAUUUGAAGUGAUAAAAUAUGCCGCGUUUGGUGAGGUGGAGAGGUGUGUGACGAGCGAGAAUGGAUUUUGCGAGCUGGCGUACGAAUCAAUCCGCGUUUCGGCGCAGUGUGUGGGGAGUUUGAGGAGCACCUGCGACUGCGGUGAAUGCGUUGCUCGUGCGGCGGAGAUCGCUUGUGAGGAUGAAUGCAGAUAUUCAGCUGCGGGAGAGGUUUAUGCUGAUGGAUGCUUCCUCAGUUAUGAUUAUAUUGGAGAGGGGGGCUUUGGCACCUACAAGGGUGGAGGGGACCGUUCGCCAAAACUGGUAGCAAUUGUAGUUGGGGGUUUAGCUGUUUUAGCAGUGGGAGUUGGCUUAUGUUACUUCACCAAGUCUUGUUGGAAGAAGAAAGAUGUUGUAAUCUUUGGGAUGUUUAACUAG
Messenger RNA from Salvia miltiorrhiza (redroot sage), 893 nucleotides. RefSeq names its product plasmodesmata-located protein 2-like. Gene Ontology annotation, biological process: transport of virus in multicellular host; plasmodesmata-mediated intercellular transport. Lineage: Eukaryota; Viridiplantae; Streptophyta; Magnoliopsida; Lamiales; Lamiaceae. Gene Ontology annotation, cellular component: plasmodesma. The transcript is spliced from 4 exons. The record is from RefSeq and is a predicted model, not a curated record. The coding region runs from base 6 to 893 and encodes 295 amino acids.